UUACUUACUUUAUAUUUUCUUGUUGUUGCCAUAAUAAUGUUCAAACAACAACUAUUACCGUGGCGUACCCUUCUCACUGGUACCGCACACUGAUGUAAGUAGAUCUCCACCUGUUGACAUUGGCGAGAAGCACCUGUACACCCCUGAGUGGUUAAGACAGACGCCCCAGCUACUACUCCAACAAUACGGCAACAACCACAACCACCGCGUCCCUCAGUAGCGGCUGCAGGACCUGUGCCUUCACUGGUACAAGACGUGCCGCACUGGAGCCUAUUGGAGCACGCCCCAAACCACCAAUGAGGCUUUCCAGCCCAUCCCGGUCGCUACAUAUGACGCUCAGAGCUCUUUUACGGCAGCAGCGUCCUCCUGGAGUUAACAAUAUCGUCGCAAUGGAACAGACCCCUGACCAGGCAGUUGACUCAGAUGCCUAUGAGUUUAAGGUCUCUCCCUGAGGAUCUGAGCAAAAGAUUCGGACACGCACAGAGGCAUAUAAUAUAUAGUAUGGCGCACUUUUUUGGAUACAAUAACAAUUAUAUACUAAGCAGCCAGAGCCACUUGAAUGUAUUGCCCCGGGCUUAUAUUACGCAGUGCUGUUCAGUAGCCUUCUAACUGACCGUUGUACGGUUAGUGGUAGCACACAGCUUUCGAACAUUUUUAUUUGCCUCGAUAGUUUCCCAGAUAUCGAUAAACAUAAUACUUGUGCUGUAAGGUUACCAGACUAUUAAAAAAUGAUAAGCGAUAUUGUGACAGCGAACCCAAAGUGAGUGCAUUUUUAUUGCACGUUUAAUUAAAAUAUUUUGAACAUAGUUUUCAACUCUAUCACGGAUAUGCGUAUAUUGCUCAUUUCUGCUGCUGAAACAGCUGUAACGAACACCUGUUCGCCAAUGUUUUGAAAGAAAAUUUUGGACGAAAAUGCAACGAACACCUCAUCUAAGGAUGUUAUUUCGUUUUGCCAACAGGCAACUAUGCAGGAGUAAAGAAUUUCAUAGCAGGCGCUCCACCGCCCAGAAGCUGAACAAACCCCAGCGCCGAUGGCAGAGUGUGCCGUAUGUGCGAUUGGGGGUCUUGCUGGCAGGAGCUGGCGUCAUUGGCUAUGAUGGCAUUGUCAACGAGUUCACCUACUGUGGGGCAUCUGUGCGUUUCGCCCGCUCACUGAAAACUGCAUCAUUGAUAGCUGUCGAUUAUCUGUGGCUGAACAAGAAUGAUCCGGAGUAUGAAAUCAAGAAAAAAGUAGUGCAUGAAAGUAGUGCGAACCGCCUAUUAGAAACGUGUCUGCUUAAUGGUGGCCUCUACAUUAAGGUGGGGCAAGGAUUCGCAGCCAUUAAUCACAUUUUGCCAAUUGAAUACACAAGUAUACUAUCAAAGCUGCAGGACCAGUGUCUGCCAACCUCAAAGUCCGAUAUACAGAAAGUGUUUCGCACUGAUUUUGGCCAGCUACCCGAGGAUAUAUUUCAAGAAUUUGAUUACAAGCCCGUUGCGGCCGCGAGUCUGGCGCAGGUCUUCAAGGCGAGGUUACAGAGCGGCGAGCAGGUGGCCGUCAAAGUGCAGUAUAGCGAUUUGCAGAAGCGUUUCAUCAGCGACUUGGCCACUAUUAUCUUUUUGCAAGACAUAAUCGAGUUUAUCUUCAAGGACUACAAUUUCGGUUGGAUCUUAAAUGAUCUCCGCAAGAAUCUUGUGCAUGAGCUCAAUUUUGUGCAGGAGGGUAAAAACGCUGAGCGCUGCGCCAGGGAUCUACAAAAGUUGAGCUACGUGCGUGUGCCCAAGGUCUUUUGGGGCCACACUAAGACACGUGUGCUUACACUUGAGUGGAUGGACGGGCUCAAAAUUAGUAACAUGGAGGGCAUAAAGAGACUGGGCCUGCGUCUAAUUGACAUCGACCAUAAACUAUUUAAAGUAUUUGCAGAGCAGAUCUUUCACACUGGAUUUGUGCAUGCGGAUCCACAUCCCGGCAACAUAUUUGUGCGUAAAAGUGCGACAGGUGGCGAUGCGGAUAUAAUAUUACUGGAUCAUGGACUCUACGAGGAACUUCCUCAUGAUGUACGGAUUCCUCUUUGUGAAUUCUGGGAGGCCACUGUGCUGCGCAAUGAGCCACGUAUGAAGGCAGCUGCGAAUAAAAUGCAGGUUGUUGAUCAUAUGAAGUUUGCCGCGGUGCUCUUCCAACAGCCCAUCAAAAUGGAGGGUGGUCGCAUACGCAGCAAACUCACACAGGAAGAUAUCGACUAUGUGCAGAAGGUAGCCAAGGAAAACUUUGAUAUCAUAAUGAGCACCCUUAAGGAAAUGCCGCGCAGCUUGCUCUUUGUGGUUCGCAAUCUGAAUACUGUACGAGCCAUUGGCGAUAUGCACGGCGAUCUGGUGGACCGCCCGCGCAUCAUGGCUCGCUGUGCCCAGAGUUGUCUAUACAAGCAGAGUAGGUCGCCAACCCAGUAUAUACACUGGUUAUACCGACGCAUAUACUUUGAGUACUGUCUAUGGGCGUCUGCCUUCAGGGUCCGCUUGUUGGAUUGGUAUUUCAAUUUCCUGUAUCUGGUGGGACGGGCACCAGCAGGCGCCAGGACACUUAUGCGCGACAUUAUGAAACAGGAAAAGCAAGUGUUGCAUAAGAUAGAUUAAUUAAACAAAUAACUACCAGCAGAUAACCAUUACUAAAAACAAUAGAAUAUUCCAUCUUCAGCCGUUAAGCAUUGUGGCAUUUGAUGUUAAAUGCAAUUCUUGCAUAUAUUUAGAAAUAUGUCUUUUAAAUUUUUUGUAACACGUCAUGUUAAAUUUUUGUGAUUGGUCUACUGUCUAGAAACUAUAUUCAAAUUGUACUAUAAUAAAAGCCAUUUGAAGC
This is a messenger RNA of Drosophila novamexicana, 2830 nucleotides long. RefSeq lists its product as uncharacterized. NCBI's taxonomy places the organism in Eukaryota, Metazoa, Arthropoda, Insecta, Diptera, Drosophilidae. The transcript has 6 exons. The record is from RefSeq and is a predicted model, not a curated record. Bases 913 to 2610 code for a protein of 565 amino acids.